GCUGUCAGUGCGCCGCGGCCCGCGCUCCUCGCUGGUCCAGUCCCGCCGUCAGUGCGCGCCUGGCUCCCUCCCGCGCGCCGCGUCCGCACAAACAAAACACAACACCGGUGUUGGAACUACGCUCGUGCAUAAUACUCUCGUCUUUUUACAAUUUUGUGACUGAAAUAGUCGGCGCAGGAAGCCGCAGUGCAAGUGAAGUGUAAGUUCAGUGCGGUGAAGGGGAAAAGUUUACAAUACUUGGAGGAGUUCGCGACAUGCUCUAGAUAAUAGGUCCCCUGGGCUCCAACAUGGCGUACUCGUACCGCUGCGGCCCGACGGCCGCGCUGAGCAACCGCACGUCCUGGGGCCCCGUGUCCUCCCCCUCCGUCGACCCCAAGACCUUCGAGCGCCCCCUCUCCGGCAACUACGACCGCAUCUUCAACGCCUUCGAGCGAACCAACGCCUUCCAAUACGUGAGGAACACGUUCGAGCAGACGAAGGAAGAGGACAGACAUAUGGGGAGUGCUGAUGUGGUGGUGAAUAGGAAGAUGAGCAGUAGUUUUGAGCGUGCGGACUGUAGUCUGGCGGCGCAGAGCCCGGCGCUGGAGGAUGAAGACUUCUACCGGGAGAAGAUCCUGUACUCGCAGGCGAGGCAGCUGUUCCCGCUGCAGGAGGAUCUGGCUGACUGGAUCAAUAAGACUAUUGGCAUCUCGUACCUGUCCGGGGAGAACUUCCUGGACGUGCUGGACAACGGCGUGGAGCUGUGCCAGCUGGCGGCGACCAUCCACGACCGCGCCCGGGACGCCCUGGACAAUGGACUCCUUGUGGGGCCGGUGCCGCAGAUCCGCGGGCGCUGCUGGCAGCGCGCGGCGCGGCGCAGCUUCUUCUCGCGGGACAACACGGAGAACUUCCUCACCUUCUGCCGCGAUCUCGGCGUGCACGAGAACCUGCUGUUCGAGAGCGAUGACUUGGUGCUACACAACCAGCCGCGGCAGGUGAUCCUGUGCCUGCUGGAGGUGGCGCGGCUAGCGACGCGCUACGGCGUGGAGCCACCAGGGCUGGUGCAGUUGGAGAAGGAGAUCGCGGCCGAGGAGCGCGACUCCGGCCUGCACUCCGCGCUCAGCGACGCCGCCUGGCAGUUCCGAGACUCCUCGCCCGAGCCCAUGAGGGAGAAAUCUAUAGCAGCGCCACCUCCAUCGUCACCAGAACCCGAUGACAGAAACGCCUCUUCUGGUGUGGAGGACACUGAUGACGCCAAGUCGGAGGGCACCGUGGACAGCAGUGACUCGGACGUGCCGCUCAAACCCACCAACGAACUGGACAAGAGGGUGCAGCUGGUGACCCGUCUGAUGGAGCGCGGCUGCUCGUGCGGCGCCGGCAGGUGCUCCAAGCUGCUGAAGGUCAAGAAGGUGGGCGAGGGCCGCUACAACAUCGCCGGGAGGAACGUCUUCAUACGGUUGCUGAAGGGCCGGCACAUGAUGGUGCGCGUGGGCGGCGGCUGGGACACGCUGGAGCACUUCCUGUCGCGCCACGAGCCGUGCCAGGUGCGCCUCGUGACGCAGGGCCGCCGCGGGGGCGCCCUGCUGCCCCUGCCCCCGCCCCCCGCGCCCCUGUCACCCGCCGCCUCCACCGGGAAACUCUCCCCGACACCCUCUAGCGGAAAACUCUCACCAGCACCUUCUAGUGGAAAACUCUCACCUAUCAGCAAAGCUUCCUCAGGAAAAAUCUCACCCGUAGACCGCGCCCUCACCCGCUCCUCCACUGUCUCACCCGUGCAAAGCUCUAGAGCUUCCACCACCUCGCCCGUCAGUCGGAAGACUUCUUCCGGAAAAUCUUCUCCGUUAGAUAAUAGACGGACUUCCACGCCGAAGCCGUCUACAGCGAAACAGCGCUCGGCUUUGACGCUGCCUCUGAAGGAUGCUGACAAAGUGCGCCCGCGCAAGCAGUCGGCCCCGGCCGGGUUCAGCCCGCGCACGCCGCCCGAGCCCCGCCCAGCCCUCAACCAACCCAAGAAGUCCCGUUCAAUGAGCCUGGCUCCCAGCGAGACCAAGUUCUGCGGCUCCGAGCGCCUCAACAAAGCCCGUAGCCUCGCCGCCACGCCCACCGACAACCCGCGCAAGACCCGCAGCCAGAGCGUGGUGACAACCCCCGUGACUGACGCCAAGAAGUCCUUCUGUGGGACGGACAAACUCAACACCAUGGCGAAGAAAACGCGAAGCGCCAGUCUCGCUACCACUCCUCUAGGUUUCCGACCGCUCAACAAGAGUGUAUCCGCGACUCUUCCCGGCGUCACUCAAGCAGCUAUAGAGGAGAGCAUCCGACUGUCACUAGCGGCAAGCAUAGCGGAUGAGAGUUCCAAGCCCUUCCUCCACAUAAAAGCCAAGUACCGUAGCCCGCCGCCGCGGGAGGUGCCUCCCAGAUAAACCAUUCCACUAGUUUUAACGUUUUGACUAAGUUUAUCGUUAUUGGGCGUCUAAAGUGCAAUUAAGUUGUAAGUUCGUAGUGUAGGCGAGGUAGAUCUCUUAACCUAGAAAUCUCAUGUAACUACCGUCAUUAUUUUAUUUUAGUAUUACUCGGUCGAGGGGGUUGGAUGUGGCGGGCCGCAGUGCGAGAGAGUAGAAAAGUAAAACAUCUACGAUUUUGAACCCACUUGUUAGUGAUAGUUGUAGGUAUCAUGAGGGUAUGAAAUAGAGCAUGUUUUCUAACGAUGAUAACAUCCUGACAACUGGUUUGUUCGGGAUAGUCUUAAUAAAAUGAGUGUAUGUGGAAAAGUUAAAGAAAAUGUUCUAUUCUACAUAUAACUCAACCUUAUAAAUAAGAGUUAAUUUAAGUUGUAAGUAAUAAAUAUCGUCAUCUCCAUUUUUAAGAGACUAGUCAUAAAGGUUUUUUUAAGUUAAAUAAGAAAUCACGAUAAUUUGGAAUGCAAUAAUGAAUAUGGUUUAUGAUAUUAUUUUUGAUUAUUUAAUUUCUGUUUGAUUAUUUCCUUAAUUGGGUGCGCUAGAUUCUGUAAAUUAUUUCCAAGUUGUGUCUUCAACUCUUCAGUCUUGCUUGACUUCGCCCUUAGAAAUAAUUUUGGUUCAAGAUUUAUGUUCUAAAGUUAAUUUUAUGUUAUUUUUAUUUGCAAUGCCAUUAUUUCGAUUAUGUUACAAUUAUAAUUGAUUGACAAUAAAAAAAUCUCAAUUUAA
Plutella xylostella (diamondback moth) is the source of this 3164-nucleotide messenger RNA. It is a transcript of the gene gas2, whose product is annotated as growth arrest-specific protein 2. Gene Ontology annotation, molecular function: actin filament binding; cytoskeletal adaptor activity; microtubule binding. NCBI's taxonomy places the organism in Eukaryota, Metazoa, Arthropoda, Insecta, Lepidoptera, Plutellidae. The record is from RefSeq and is a predicted model, not a curated record. Gene Ontology annotation, cellular component: actin filament. Gene Ontology annotation, biological process: actin crosslink formation.